Messenger RNA from Folsomia candida, 1836 nucleotides. RefSeq lists its product as uncharacterized. Gene Ontology annotation, cellular component: membrane. The coding region runs from base 372 to 1565 and encodes 397 amino acids. Gene Ontology annotation, biological process: sensory perception of taste. The record is from RefSeq and is a predicted model, not a curated record. NCBI's taxonomy places the organism in Eukaryota, Metazoa, Arthropoda, Collembola, Entomobryomorpha, Isotomidae. The transcript has 3 exons.
GGAUAUAUAUUUAAAUUCGGAUGCACUCCUGGUUGAACAUGAUUUAGAAAUUAACGAUUUUCCGUUCUAUUUUCAUUGGUAGUAUACCAAGUACAUAAAUGGAGUUAUGUAUUACCUAAAUUAAUUUGAUCACUGAUAUUGUUGACACAUGAAAUGAAAUUGGUUCUAUAAAAUAUGGUUACCCACUAAUACAUAACUUGUCCCAUUCCCAUUAAAUUGAUUACUAGUUAAUCUACUCCUAUUUUUCAUUUGGUCAUCAGAAAGAAACUUGACUCUAUAUUAAUACUGCACCAACUAUUUCAGAAGCGAAUAGAAGGACUAACAGGCUUAAAAAAUACACGCAUUUCAGAUAUUUAUAAUAAAUCAAAAUCAUGGACACAUUUCCAAAGAUGGUUUUUAAAUUUUUAGGAUACUUUCCAAUUCCAAUUCACAUAAACACCAAACCAAGAAAUUCAGUUUCAGCUAUUAUACCUUUGCCCGAUUUACACGAGAAGCCAUCUCAAUCUUCCUUCUGGGCUUCCAUUUUUCCCGUUGUAUUUUAUUCAUCUGUGGCCGUGUCCGUAAUUGCAGUUUUCUUCCUCGGCGAAGUAAAAUCCCAACCUUUGCAUGUUCGUAAGAGACAAAGCCAAUCCAACACAUUGUACAUGUCAGUCCUACUCAAGUCCAGUCUUCAUCUCGUAUGUGCUGUCGUUAUCAAAGUUGGAAUGUUUCUUGAAAGAAAGUCUUUGGCACAAUUGCACUCCGACAUUCACGCGCUGUCCGUUUCAUUAUGGAAUUUCAUUCGGAAUGAUGUCGUUGGUGGUGACGACGGUAUCAGAGCACCGAUGACGAACCGUCAUAGUAAAUCGUUUGUCUUUGAAGUUGCCAUAUUCAUGAUUUUAAUUGCGCUCGGAAUCAUAGAAGUCCAUUAUAACCUGAUUCUCGACCCUGCAGCCAGCAUUGGAUUUAUUUAUAUCUAUUGCACACCUGUCGCUCUGGGGUACUUGCAUUCUAUAUUUAGUUUUGUCGUGGUUUACUAUCUUAACUGGUAUUUGGAGUUGCUACUGCAAUUAAAGUUCGCUGUUACGGAAAAAUACAGGAAUUUCCCAAGUGUCGGGAAGGUUGAAGGGCAUGAAAAUGAUGAAAAUCCUGAAUUAAUAUUAAAUAUAUAUGCCUCAUUGGAGUCUCAGGUUCAAAAUUUUAAUCGAGUUUUUAAAUUUUGGAUCACCCUUGAUAUGAUUCAUAGUCUUUCGCGAGUUGUUUUUUCGGCCUAUUUCGUUUCUACUUCUAGUGCCAAUUCUCCAAGCCGUGUGGCUGUUAUGCAUGACUUAAUGACGAUUGGACUCUACUUUUACAUUAUAUAUUUGGUUUGUAAGAGGGGAUCAGAGUUAGAAAGUGAAAGUAAAGGUAUUGUCCGGGAUUUAAAAAUGCUAAUGAAUAUUAAGAAAGUACCAGUGUUUAAGAAACCUUGCCCUUUAUAUGUACAGACUGAUUUCUUUAAACUAAAUCUCAGGCUUGUAACACCGAUUGUUGGAACUGUCACAACGUACAUAAUUGUACUUAUCCAGUUUCAAGGGAACGGUUGAAAUUGAUAAGGAACUGAGAAAAACUACUUCAAUUUGCAUCGAUCAGGAAUUGCAAUUAGUUGCAUUAAUGCCGCCCUCGUUAUAUUUGAUUCCUCUUAUAAAAAUUAUUUAUGUACUUAUGACCGCUUCAAAUAUCUAAAUUUAGUACAUAUAUGCACCUGCUCAAGUAUUCCUGAUUCAGACAAUUUAAUGAUGUGCACAAGUAAAUACAUAGGUAUGACGUACCAUUAACCAGAUUAAAUAAAUUGGAAGUAUCAAUUGAAAAAAUAAA